AUGAUACCUUCCGAAGAAGCAAACGCUGCCCUCAAUGAUACUUUGACAGAUGUUCAAUCCCUCAUCAAACGAUGUAUGAAGUUAAAAGAAGGCGAUUCAGCGACGGCGUUGGCAUUGUCGGAUGAGAUUGCGAGGCGCUUGGCAAAAGAUUUAAAACUCUAUGGAGGGAGCGCAACAUCGUUCUCUCCACAGCUGCUGUCAUGCGCAGCGGUCAUACGGCAGUACACUAAAGGUGGCAUGUUUACAUCGUCGCCAGACUGGACAACCGUCGGCGACAAUGACCCACGCAUCAAGGAUCAUCCACGUUUCCAGAAGACUAUACAUUAUCGAGCUCCUACCGGUUCCGAAAAGACGGAACAUGAACUUGCCUCUCUCGCCCAGACGGAUGUACCGCAAGCUGUCGUAUCAUUUCCAUCACUUGACGGUCCGGAAGGCAGUCCCAGGGCUGAUAUCCAGACUCCUGUAAAGCUUCUCCCCAGCACGGAGAAACCUCAACAUGCGAAUUCCUUGGAAACUGUUGGCCUCGGAACCGAUCACGGCUCUGCCCAUGUCAACGGGCCCGCGAGGACGCCGGAGAAGACUGUUUUGACCCCCCCGCCAACUUUAACAAAGACCAUGGAACAGCUCAUUCCGGUGCCCACAUCAACGGCGCCAGCGAGGACGCCGGAGACGACUGUGCUGACUCCCUCGCCAACUUUCACAAAGGCCUUAGAACCUCUCACUCCUCUGCCCAUAUCAAUUGCGCCCGCGAAGUCACCGGAGCAGUCUGUUGUGACUUGGGACCCAAAGACACGGGAGCAGACUCACAGACAACAUCGUAAUGAUAAAAAAAGGCAAGUGGAAGAUGAUGUCGCCGACGAAACGGAUAUCAUACAUAGGCCUGCCCCGCGUCCGUUAUCCCGGCAACCAAAAAGGAAGAAGAAGUUUAUGUCAGAUGAGGAAGAGGAGGCCCGGCCCCAUGGAACUAUAUAUGUGGCACGGAAGCAUCACGCACAGCAGCACGCGUCAUCAUCGACGGCUAGUGCAGUUGCAACAGGGUCAAAUGCAAUGUCCUCCGACGUGGUCGGUGAUAAGGGUUUCUGGGAUGUAGACACCAGGCCUGCCGGAUGGGGUAGGGAUUCCACCAUUGCCACUGCGGCAGAGUAUUCCGUUCGUCACCACCCCCGGAAGUGUGACAAAUGCGUGAAAUUAGAUGUACCUUGUAUCGUCCUCCCGGAUAAGAAGUACGGCUUCACAAGACUCGCAUGCGCGAACUGCGACGAGAUGAAGAUCACUUGCGCAAUCGAUGGCGUCGGUGUCCGGGAGAGGUUGCAGGCAAAGGCUAAGUCAACAGACACUGCUGUACACCUUCCCGCCAAACAUACUAAGACUCGAGCCCACAAGUUGCGGGCUGCCAAAUCACAGGCCAAACAUGUCCCGUCCAAGAAAGCACAACCAACAACUAGAUUCUCCCGUGCUGAGAAGAAGGUUGUACAUCAUUUGUUGGACGAUACAAUCACGGAACGACCGAUGGACCUCGUGAAAACACAUCCGGAUCCGCCAGCGAAACCCAACGUGCCGCAAUUGGAGCCUGCGUUGGCCCCGGCAACUGCCAAUUCAUCGACAUGCAUCCGGGAGACACAAGUCAGCUCAUCCGCACCCGGAAACCCACCGGAGCCUGAGCCAUCUGCAAGGGACAUAUUGCAUAGCAUACACGAUCUCGGCAAGCGUUUUGAUCUUCUUGCUACGAACGAGCGGGUGGACGCGAUCGACGAGAGGUUAGACUCGGUGAAGGAACGGCUUGAUGUCAGAUUGACUGUGCUGGAGCAACGGUUAAGCACAUCGGCCGAGCAGUGGAAAGCGACCUCGUCGACUGUGGGCAAUUUGUCCAUGAGCGUUCGGAAACAUAUAAACGAUGUUGCCGUUCAUCGGCAUCGGGAGCAUGUUGGUGGACGUAUAGCAUCACAACAAGACAAUGCGUCACAUCUGCCAUGGACAUUCCGAAAUGCUGGUAGCGGAAAUGAAGAUAUCGCUCUCUCUCAGAUAGGGAGGCCAGCUCAUGGACUGACAGAACGUGGUAAUAUAAGAAGAGCACACUAUUCCGGGAGGUCAACAUCCGCUGCUCAAAUACCGGGUGCAUCACUUUCGUUGUUGUCCUCAUCUCUUUCCUCUCGAUUCUCAAGCGCACCACCCGGCGACAUCCAAGUGACUUGUGAUAUUGAUGUUCCGGAUGAUGGUAUACCUAAUGGGCGGCCGGCAUCCGCUGUACUGGUGAUAAACCUUGCAUUCACGCCUUUGCCACAACCGCAAGAACCAUCCAAACCGGAGCAUUAUGCCAUUGGAUGUAUCACAGCUUGA
Messenger RNA from Suillus fuscotomentosus, 2337 nucleotides. RefSeq lists its product as uncharacterized. NCBI's taxonomy places the organism in Eukaryota, Fungi, Basidiomycota, Agaricomycetes, Boletales, Suillaceae. The record is from RefSeq and is a predicted model, not a curated record. The transcript has 9 exons. The coding region runs from base 1 to 2337 and encodes 778 amino acids. Gene Ontology annotation, molecular function: ATP binding; DNA topoisomerase type II (double strand cut, ATP-hydrolyzing) activity; DNA binding. Gene Ontology annotation, biological process: DNA topological change.